This is a messenger RNA of Arachis duranensis, 1389 nucleotides long. RefSeq names its product carboxylesterase 1. Bases 173 to 1264 code for a protein of 363 amino acids. Gene Ontology annotation, molecular function: hydrolase activity. Lineage: Eukaryota; Viridiplantae; Streptophyta; Magnoliopsida; Fabales; Fabaceae. The record is from RefSeq and is a predicted model, not a curated record. The transcript has a single exon.
UUUGGUGUUUCAAUAUAUAUUGAAUUCCACCUCAUACUUUAGAAAUAUUUUGUCCACUAGCUGGCACAUGAGGGUGAGGCCCAAAAACGCGAAUAUGAUAGGAUAUUGUAUCUUCCGCCAUUGAGUUCAGUAGCUCCUCCAUCAUAUAGUUUUGUAUGUAGUAUAUUCAGCCAUGCCCCUCUUUUCUUCUCCAAGCUCAAAAUGCUUUUGGAUAACAUUAAUAGUAUUUUCCCUAAGCUACUAUCUCUUAAUUGCAAAAUCAACCACAUUCCCAACAUCACCACCACCACCAAAACUAUGCAAUAAGAAUCCAUACAAACAACUCAACCUCGUAUUGAACAAAAACGGCAGCGUCAGGCGCGGAUCCAUGCCUCCAGAGAGCCCUCCUGCACCAGAUCCCAACCUCCCCACCAAGGUUCUCUCCAAAGACCUCCCCAUCAACAAAUCAAAGGGCACAUGGGCGAGGAUCUACCUACCCAGGGAAACACUGGAUCAGAACUCCAAGCUUCCGUUACUGGUGUUCUUCCACGGUGGCGGAUUCAUAUUCCUCAGCGCAUCAUCCACCAUUUUCCAUGAGUUUUGUUUCAACAUGGCAAACGACGUCGUUGCGGUUGUUGCGUCCAUUGAGUACCGUCUAGCACCGGAACAUAGACUCCCUGCAGCCUAUGAAGAUGCUGUGGAGGCGCUGCACUGGAUCAAAACUAAUCAGGAAGAAGAUGAUUGGCUGAGGUACUAUGCUGAUUUGUCCAAUGUGUUUUUAGUUGGUAGUAGUGCUGGGGGGAACAUAGCGUACAACGCAGGUCUACGUUUAGUCGCUACUGGUAGUCGUUAUGAUCUAGGAAUUCCCAAGAUCCAAGGGCUUAUAUUAAUUCAGCCUUAUUUUGGUGGGACCCAAAUGACCGGUUCAGAAAUGAGGCUGGCCAAUGAGCCUCAUUUAUCACUUUGUAAUAACUAUGCGUUGUGGGAAUUGUCGUUACCCGUUGGGGCUGACCGUGAUCAUGAGUAUUGUAAUCCGAUGGUGGGAGAUGGUCCUAAGAAAAUUGAAAUGAUUAGACGGCUUGGGUGGCGGGUACUGGUGACCGGAUGUGGCGGUGACCCACUUGUGGACCGUCAGAUGGAACUGGUGAGGGUGAUGGAGAUGAAAGGUGUGAAAGUGGUGGGGCAUUUCACAGCAGGGGAUUACCAUGGGGUGCAAGAUACUGAUACCUUCAAAGCCAAGCAACUAUAUGAGGUAGUGAAAAAUUUUAUUUCUAGUAGGUAUUGAUUGAUUAAUUAAUAAUGCCAACUAUAUGUCUAUGUAUGUGCUUUAUUAUUCUGAAUUAUGAUUAAUGUAGCAUAUGAUUAGUGCUUUUUGUUGCUUUAAUUGGAGUUGUCAAAUUAUAUUUGGUA